Molecule: messenger RNA, 819 nt
Organism: Zootermopsis nevadensis
Lineage: Eukaryota; Metazoa; Arthropoda; Insecta; Blattodea; Termopsidae
Source: RefSeq, a predicted model, not a curated record
UACUUAAUGUAACUGGAAUGUUUUUGUUUCACAGUGGUACACAAAGGUUUUUCUUCACCAAAAAAUGUUGUUGAUAUUCUUAUGGAGAUAUGCAACCUCAGUAGUGAAGACCUUCAUCGAGAAUUGUCAAAGGAGCGGAAGAGAGAUUUUAUGAACUAUAUUCUUGGCCUUAACGUUGAUUAUAUGCUUCCAAAUGUGCCAACAAGCAAGAGAACAUGCAAAGUGAACAGAGUUGUUGAAAAUGCAGUUAAACAGAUGUUUGAGUUGGAUAGUGGCAGAUCAAUAUCAGUUGCAGAAUACAUUGCCCAAGAGAAGAAGAUACGGCUUUCAUAUCCUCAUCUCCUAUGUCUUCAUGUUGGCUCACUGAAUAGGUGCAGUCCAAUUUAUGCUCCAGCGGAAGUAAGUAAAGCAUAGUUAUUUUCGUAUCAUAGUGUUAAUAUGCACUGUUGCUAGUCACCAUUAGCAUCCAAAAGUAUUUGGCUGGUAAGUAACUUUUUGCCAUUUUUAUUUAAUUUUAGCCUUCUUUCCUUGCUUUAUAUGAACCAGCUUGAUCAGUCAUUAUAGUGAUUAUGCUGUGGGGUGGAUGAUUGAGGUUGAGUUUGGCUGGCUGAUUAAUUAUUUUUCAUGAUAUUCCUCAGUCUUUUAAGGUGAAUGCCAGAGAAGUGUUAUGAAGCAGGGAAGACUGCUUUUUUGUUAAUCAUUAUGUAAUCAUUCUUUAUGGUUACUUUGUCCUUUCAUUUUAUUUAGUCUCCACCUAACUUCCUCAUGAGGAAGUUAGGAGGAGACUAAAUUCCAGAAAUGCUUGCUACUUCUCAGUUC